CUCCUGAAGUUGGUGUAAAAGUCAACUUUUCUCAAGGAAAUUAUGAAAACCUAACAAAAUUAGGUUGGAAAAGCUGUAAAAUAUCGUAAAACAGAUGCCUACAGUUGUAAGAGAAGGAGUGAAGUCCCAUCAAAACGGGCAAAAAGUGGGGAAUUAUCAAGAUGGCGCGAACGUAAGCCCAGAACCAGCUUUAGAUAAAGAAGCUCAAAAAGUCAACGAAGGUGACAAAAAUGUCGGAAAAAACGGCGCCAGGAAGGCUGGAAAUCUCACUAGUACUUUGAAUAAGCCGGUAUCAAGGUUGAAUAAGCCGGUAUCAAGGGGUAGUGGAGAGACUUCUGGUUUGGGGAUUGUUCCUGAUAGGAAUGAACAUGUUUUGACACCAGAAAGAGUUUCGGGAUCUAGAGAACUUGUCCCUGUAAACAUUGAUAAACAAUUAGUAGAGAGGAAUGACGCAGAAAUUGAUGAUCAAGAACAAAGAGAUAUUGUUCCAGCCUUACCAGAAGGGUGGCCAGAAUUUAAAAACRAGCUAUGGCGCCGCAGAAGUUGCGAACUGGUUAAAAGUACUUCUUCAUGUGUGCGUAAAGCAGUCUCUCACCUUCAUCUACUUCAAAACCUCCUUGAAAACUAUUAUAAGCCCACCUCCUCUGAGAAAUAUACUAGAGUUGAGUUGAGUCGAGAAAGAAAACUGAAAUCUAGGAGUGAAACUAUCACUUCUGCUCAAUCAUUAUCUGAAGUUGAAGAUGGAAGCCGUUUAAGAUCAAGUGCCACAUAUCAUGAUGUUGAGUCUGUUGAAGGAUAUAACAGCCAUGGGAAUAAACUAAGAUGGCUGCUUAGUUCAGACUCUUUUGGAGAUUAUUCAAAGGAAGAUGAGCUAGACAGAAUGUUGGAAUCUUCUGCAAGUGGAGCAGUGCUGGAGGUCAGAGGAAUCAGUGCAGGCACUUCACUAGCAAAAUCUCUAACUCCCAAAUCAUCCUCAGCAAAAACUGAUCAACAUGAAGAAACAGUAACAGGGCCUGAGCAAGAUAUUGUAGAUGAAGUUUUAACUCUACUUGGUCGGCUUGAAACAGACAGGGUUAAUACUGAGCAGAAGUUACAUAGAGAAAAAGAGAGGGUGCAUGAGCUUGGGAAAUCUAUUGACAAGCUUGCUUACAAACGAAUGCAAGAACUGCCCAUUUGUGUGCAAAGAGAGCAUGAGGCAUGUGCUAUAGACAUUAAUGAGUUGAGGUGGCAUUGUGCCUACACUGGACGAAUAGAGACAAGGCUCAGUGAGAGACUCAGACAAGCUGAAAGCAAACAUGCUAAACUGUUGCAAGAUUUGGAAAACAUGCAGAAGCAUUGUCCAUUAGUGGAAGAAAAGCUUGACUUAGAAGGUGAAGCCAUGUCAAGCAUCCAGAACAAACAGGAUGAGACAGAUAAUGAAUUAAGGUCAACGUUCGAAAGGCUACAGGCCACAGAGAUGAAAACUGCUGCUGCACAAGGCAAGGCAGCACAAGAACGAGCACUCAUCAAGCAGGAUGUUGAUGUAGUGAGAAAUGAACUCAGUGCUGUUAGUGAUGAGCUUGCUCAGUUGAAGAUGUAUUUCACUUCUAACACUCACACUAAGCAUGAUAUAAGAAACAUGCUCAAGGAAAAUGCCGAACUACUAGUACAGCUUCAGCGAAGAGAGGAGAGAAUCCAGGUUCUAGAAGCAACUCAACAAGACAAAGUGAUGAGGUUACGGGAAAAGAUUGUUGAACAAGAAGCAGAACAUCACAAACUUGUUGAAGAAAACAAUGAACUGAGAACUGAAAAGGAAAUUAUGAAAGUGACCCUGCAAACAGAUAUCUCUAAGUUAGCUUAUCGGAAAAGUAAUGGGACUUCAAGAAUUAAGAAUUUGACGAAACRAAACAAGGAAUCCAAAGGCGAUAUCCUGGAAACAAAGAAAAAAAUAGAUGUGAGCACCAAACAACAUGCUUCUGACGACAAAACCAUUAACCGAACAAAGCUGGAAAUGGACAAAGUUCGUGAGCAACUAAUGGUAUCCCGAGAAGAGACUAGUAAGGUCGGAGCAGUGCAUGCAAGUCUAAGUGAAACUUACAUACUACUGAAAGAGGAGACCAUGGCAAUUGAAGAAUCGUUGAAGACAACGGCAGAUGCACUGAGAAAACAGCUCAAAGAUGAAGCACAUGCACGUACAGUUCUCCAGGCAAGGAUUGCAGCAGAUGGAGCAGAUCUCGUUAAGACAACACAGGACUCCACAAAGAAACGAGAAAAGGCAACCGUCAGGGCUGAUGAAAUUGAAAAGCUGGUCAACCAUGUUAAAGAGCAGGUAUCGAAAUUGGAAAAAAUGCAUAACGAAAGAUUACAUACUAUCUCAGAGUUGGACAAAAUCCUGGGCAAGGUUGCCAUACAGCACGACGAUAUGGAGACGAGGAUCACUAAAGAAAUAACGGAUCUUAAACCAAAAGAAGAGGAAUCGAAGAAAGAAAACAUGAACUUGUCCAAGAAGAUCGACCACAUGACUUGGAAAACUGAAAUGAUGGAGAAAAAAAUGCAAGAUAUGGCAUCUUCCAGUGUUAUGAUGAACAAAGCCAUAGCAAGCACAUCCGAAACCAUCAAUGAUCUCAAUGAAGAGUUAACUGAGCUGAAUAUCCAGCUUGAAACAGGAAGUGAAACUGAACAAGACUUGAAAGCAUCGUUAGGCCAAGCAGAAGAGAGAAUCAUGCGGGCUAAAGAAGAUCACGAACAGCACAUGGUUCAGAGACAAUUAGUCCUUGAGAACAAUCAGAGAGGAGUACAGACUUCACUAGAAAGAAACAAGCUCCUGGCAGUGCAGUAUCAGCGCGCACAAAAGGAAUAUCUGAAUAGAAAAGCUGCUUUGAUGAGAGAGUUUGAAAAACGAGUUUACGAUGAAGACAGCGUCAAAGAUCAUAGACAGUUGACAGUCCUUCAGGGACGUAUGCACGAAGCUUUGCAGUACUACUACAAAUUACGAGGUCUAGAAACCAGAGCAGGCAUCGCCCAGUUUGAACUUGAAUCAGCUAAGAAUGGCGACAAGCUUAUCUGGCUACAGACAGAGAUGAUGAAGGUCAUUGAAAACAUCAGUCGGUUCCUAGAGGCCAAUAAUGCUGCUCAUGAAGUCAUAUCAUUCGAAGCGGCCAAAAUUGCUGAAACUCCUCCUGGCCGAUCACUAGUCUCUUAGCUAGGUCGGUGAGUGUGCAGAGUUAGAUGAGAGCUAGAUAUAGAAUGAUAGCCUUAUAGGGACAACGUUUUCUGUUUGUCUAUACCCCUCUAUACUUGUAAAUAGUAUGAAUACAGAAUACCUGCAAGGUGUAUAGGAAUGUAUAUAACUGUAACUAUAUAAAUGUUGAAGUAGAAACAAUAAAGAAUAAUACCAGA
Molecule: messenger RNA, 3378 nt
Organism: Actinia tenebrosa (Australian red waratah sea anemone)
Lineage: Eukaryota; Metazoa; Cnidaria; Anthozoa; Actiniaria; Actiniidae
Product: coiled-coil domain-containing protein 178
Source: RefSeq, a predicted model, not a curated record